UAAAACGAAGUUGAUUGAGAGUUUACCUUGAAAAUUUCCUUCCCUUUGACAAGCAGCUCAAUGUCUCUGGAUCCCAAAUGACACUUGACCUCUUUACCAGACGUCCCAUGAGGCACAUUGACUUCGAUAAAAACCUCCUCCAUGGUCUGGUACCAGGAGCCCCAGGGCGUCUUGCAGGGGACGACGCCGCUCCUCUCCUCGAAGUGCACCGACAUGCUGCGGCUUCACACACGGCUGACAGUCUUGGUAGUGUACUUGGAAUUGAGAAGAUUUACUCGGACAACAUCACUCUCAUUUUGGAUCGACUUUUGGAUGGUUAUGACAACAGACUACGACCAGGAUCUGGAGGUGGUGUUACGGAGGUGAAAACAGACUUCUUUGUCACCAGCUUUGGACCUGUUUCAGAUGUUGAGAUGGAGUACACCAUGGACAUGUUCUUCCGUCAGAUGUGGGUUGAUGAGCGGCUCAAAUUUGAGGGCCCCACUGAAAUCCUUCGACUGAACAACCGCAUGGUGGACAAGAUCUGGACGCCAGACACUUUCUUCCGAAACUCCAGGAAGUCAAUUUCUCAUAACACGACCACACCUAACAAACUCUUCCGCAUCAUGCAGAACGGGACUGUCCUCUACACCAUGAGGCUGACCAUUGGCGCAGAGUGUCCAAUGAGACUGAUGGACUUCCCUAUGGACGCUCACUCCUGUCCUCUCAGGUUUGGAAGCUAUGCCUACACGAGCAGUGAAAUCCUUUUCACUUGGAGGAAGGGACCAGUAGCCUCUGUCGAGUGUCCCGCUGAGUCCAUGAGUCUUCUGCAAUAUGACCUGGUGGGACAGACUUUGUCCAGUGAAAUAUUCAAAUCAAACACAGGUCACUACUCUGUGCAGGUGGUCCAUUUCCACCUCAAGAGGAAGCUGGGCUACUACCUUAUACAGACUUACGUUCCUCUUAUAAUGGUUGUUGUGCUGUCACAAGUCUCUUUUUGGAUCAACAAAGAGUCUGUUCCUGCACGCACAGUUGCUGGUACGCUUCUCUUUCCCCAUGCAUGUCUGCCCAACUCGUUCCUGUGCUAUCAUAAGCCUGUGUCUCCAACGGUAUCACUACAGUCCAAAGCCACUAUUCCAUACUGGUUCAUUGCUGUGUGUUUUGCCUUUGUGGCGUCGGCUCUUAUCGAGUUUGCAGCAGUAAACUACUUUGCCACCCUCCAGGCCAACCGUCUGAAGAAGGAGAAAGCUAGACGAGAAAAGCUUGAGGUGUUAGAUGCCGGCAGCGAUGAUGAAAACGCAAUUUCGUUGGACGGCAGCCAUCAGGAAGACCUGAAGAGGAGAAACCACUCAGUGUGUCGCAGUGAGCCAGGAGAAGCUUCGCGGGUGCCGAUUUUCCUCCAUCAGGGCUCAGCUUUUCCUCAAAUCCCGCAGCUGGCUGGCACCAGCCCCAUUGACAAGUACGCCCGCAUCCUCUUCCCCCUGGCCUUUGCGCUCUUCAACCUAGUCUACUGGUACAUCUACCUGGCCAAAGACACCAUGGAGAUCGCCAGGAAUGGGGUUCUUAAAAACUGAGAGGACCUGGAAAAGGCCAUGUGCAGCCUGAGAGAUCUUCAGCAUCCAGCCAGCAAGCCUCACCCUCCUGUCUCUCUCUGUGUGUGAACAAGCUCUCAGCGGUUUCUCUGCUCUCAUCUGACAGAGGAAAUGAAUCAGAAACUCAUUUUAUUCUCCUGCCGCACAUCUAUUCAUUUCACAGGCUGUGACCACUGCCCACUUGUGUUCUGAUCAGUAGCUGAAGAGCUGCCCUUCACGGGCCUCAAUCACUUUAAAGCCCGCCACGUACACACAACAACUUCUCGGGGCCCCCGGACCGAGACAGACGCCACACACAUACAGUAUGCUUGACACUCAGACGCACACUUAGACACACAAACCAAGAAACACAUCAAAAAGAAGUGGAUGAUAUAAUCUAUGAUGGCUGUAACUGGUGGUGAUGCAACAGUGAACCAAUGCUUUCAGAAGCCUGCCCUCUACAGAAGCAUAGCUCCCACUACAACAAGAUCAAAGGCAAUUUACAGGAGCCUCGCAUCCCUCCCCGCGGCCUCAAAAAUCAACUCAAACCUGAGAAAAUGAAUUGUGGGAUUGUGUUUUUCAUCCCACCUUUCUGCUCUGGCGCUCUGUUGCUCCCUCUGCAUUUCCAGAUCUACUGCAGGUCCUCUUUAAACAUUGCAGGGAAGCGUGUAGGCUUUAAUACCCAUAAGUGUUGAUGGCAUUCAUUUUCUGUUUUUGUACAGAUGCUGCAUGUUUGUUGGGCACAGAUGUUUAAAGUGUCUACUUGCAAUGGAUGGAGUGUUAUUCUCUUUUUAGCCACUUAACAUGUGCAGUAACAUAAAACUGAAGGAAUAAAGUGGCUCUUAAGUUUUCAUUUUGACCACUUGAACCCUUCAGUCCCAUUGUUUGACCUUGUCAUGAUAUAGACAAACUCGUCUGCCCUGUGAUGAACAUAAAAAUAAAACAAGCCUGCAUUAACA
Messenger RNA from Perca fluviatilis (European perch), 2509 nucleotides. It is a transcript of the gene gabra6a, whose product is annotated as gamma-aminobutyric acid type A receptor subunit alpha6a. Gene Ontology annotation, biological process: monoatomic ion transmembrane transport; signal transduction; synaptic transmission, GABAergic. The record is from RefSeq and is a predicted model, not a curated record. Bases 78 to 1553 code for a protein of 491 amino acids. Gene Ontology annotation, molecular function: GABA-gated chloride ion channel activity; transmitter-gated monoatomic ion channel activity involved in regulation of postsynaptic membrane potential; GABA-A receptor activity. Gene Ontology annotation, cellular component: postsynapse; neuron projection; dendrite membrane. The transcript has 9 exons. NCBI's taxonomy places the organism in Eukaryota, Metazoa, Chordata, Actinopteri, Perciformes, Percidae.